This is a messenger RNA of Cucurbita moschata (crookneck pumpkin), 475 nucleotides long. RefSeq lists its product as uncharacterized. NCBI's taxonomy places the organism in Eukaryota, Viridiplantae, Streptophyta, Magnoliopsida, Cucurbitales, Cucurbitaceae. The record is from RefSeq and is a predicted model, not a curated record. The transcript is spliced from 3 exons. The coding region runs from base 22 to 435 and encodes 137 amino acids.
GCGUGCAACGAGGAACAAUCGAUGCAGAAGGUGUUUUGCUCACGCACCUAUUGGGGAAAGACAUCUACGGAAGUCGAUGAGAUACUGGAUGGAAGAAUUGUUGACGAAGAUCAGAUUGCCGGCAGUGUGAGGAGAAAAGGACGCAGUGGUCGGAGUGAGUACCUUGAUUUGGAAGAAGAUCACAGCCAAAGUGGAGGAAACGAACGAGAAAUAGGUCACGAUUUUGUAAAUAGCCAUCAGCCAUUCACGCCUCAAAAUGGAGAACAGGCGUUUCAGCAUUCGAGCUCCAAAGAUGACGUUCAAAUCUCCGAGUCGCCAUUGAAGAUUCAAGCAUCAGAAUGGAGAGUAAAGGCAUCUCGAAAGAUCGACAAAAAAUGCAAGAACAAGAAGUUGCAUAUUAGUGAAGGUAAGAGGGCCUUCUUCCAAGUAGAGUGAAUACUUAACCGAAGAAGACAACGGCGGAGCCAGAGAUGAA